AUGAAUCAAUGCCGGCGGUUAAAAUUUAGGAUAGUCAUGAAUUGUCCUUUAGGUUACCCAACCGUUAUGAACCCACUCAACUCCACUCAGGUUUCGCUAACGAUCACAAUACGCGCGAGAAUGGUAAACCAAGGAAAGGAAUAUAACACAGCACCUAUUCGAGGAUGGCGGGAAAGUGGUAAGAAACCUACCGUUUUGAAUACUGAGAAUCUAUCCACUCCUUUUAGAGCAUUCUUCUCGUCAACCACUUUGCCAACUGUUUGGUCGUCAGUUCCACGACUACGUCCUCAUCGAUCAUGGUUCGAACGCGACUAUUCCAGCUCGGACCAAAUAACCAUGCUAAGUUAUAUCUGCUUAUUCCACUUUCAAGCCUUCAAUCUGAAGGGUUAUGAAACAUGUAGUGACCACGACCUAUUCCUAACUUUGUCGUUCCCACCUCCUCUCGGACUUCAUUUAAAACGACCUCGUUAUUUCAGCUUCCAGAAUUGA
Lindgomyces ingoldianus is the source of this 489-nucleotide messenger RNA. RefSeq lists its product as uncharacterized. The record is from RefSeq and is a predicted model, not a curated record. The transcript has 6 exons. Lineage: Eukaryota; Fungi; Ascomycota; Dothideomycetes; Pleosporales; Lindgomycetaceae. The coding region runs from base 1 to 489 and encodes 162 amino acids.